Molecule: messenger RNA, 4550 nt
Organism: Erpetoichthys calabaricus (reedfish)
Lineage: Eukaryota; Metazoa; Chordata; Cladistia; Polypteriformes; Polypteridae
Gene: syt3
Product: synaptotagmin III
Exons: 14
Coding region: 691-2418 (575 amino acids)
Biological process (GO): regulation of calcium ion-dependent exocytosis; calcium-ion regulated exocytosis; regulation of dopamine secretion
Cellular component (GO): membrane
Molecular function (GO): calcium ion binding; calcium-dependent phospholipid binding; phosphatidylserine binding
Source: RefSeq, a predicted model, not a curated record
GUUCACACGAUGUUGAGUUAUGCUUGAAGCGCACCGCAUCGCACCGUACCCUCCGCAACGUAGACAAUGACCUUCGAUAGAAUACCAGAGACAGAGAAAAAGAAAGUGAUUGUGCGUAAAAGAAGCGAGAAAUGGAGACGAAAGAAAACCGAUCAACACUGAGAAGGAUACAGAAAGAGGUUUGGUAGGAGCGACUGUAUCUGGUUUAAUUACCGACAUCUAAAAGACAUGAAGAGUAAAUUCCAGAAUUUUUAAGAGAACCAGACCAAACCACCCAGUAUUAUAAAACUUCAAAUGUGUAGAAAAAUGAAGACACCAGGAGAGUAACUCGGUGGCAAUUUUCUUCUGAGAAACUGGAAAAAUACUGCUCACUCCCUCAUCUGUCUUGUCUACACUUUGAACAAAGCCUGGAUACUUUUAUCUUGUCCCCCAUCUCUUACAGGGUGGAGAUUUAAAAUCAACUCUCUUUCUAUAAUUCACACAAAAGCAGGUGUAGCAGAUCUUACUCAGCUAUCCAGCAAAAAAUCUUUUCAUCGGCAUCAUUUCUUCAACAGCGAUGACAUAAGAGUACAAAGAUUUUACAGUCCUGCUUUUUGGAAACAGUGAGGGGAGAAGAGCAGGAGAUUUGCUGUCCUAUCAUCUCCUCCAUUAGUUUCUGCUGGAGUGCAAUGCUCCUCUCUGUCCCUCAUCAUGUCGGGCGACUGGGAAGAUGAGAUCUGUAAGAGUGCACUAACACUUGUCCAGGAGCUCUGCUUCAACUCAGGCCUACGUGCCUAUGAGGCCAAUGAAAGGUGCCAAGAUUUCAGCUAUCUGCUACGGGACAGGGGGCGAACAAGGCAUACAGACACAGAUAUCUCAGUGAGCCUUCUCUCAGUAAUUGUCACUUUUUGUGGAAUAGUUCUCCUUGGAGUUUCACUCUUUGUCUCCUGGAAGUUAUGCUGGAUUCCAUGGCGCGACAAGGAAGGUUCAGGCUCCAGCACUGGGGUUGGACUUCUAGGUGGGGGACCAGGUGGUGUAACUGGACCCCUUCCCCAGUUGCUGCAGCGAAAAGAUCAGCAUUCUUCAUCUUCUCUUUAUCACUCCCCACAUCCUCCUCACCCUCACUUCUCUGAGAUUCUUGUAGUGGAAAGAGUUGAACUGGGAGGUCAGUCUGAGAUGCCAGAACACUCCUACUUAGACAUGGAUUCCUACCCUCCUGGGCACCAAACCACCACAGCAUCUUCAGGGGUAGUUGGAGGAGUCAGUGGAAUGGGGGGGCCCCUCAAGAUGAGCCAGACCUCCCCUGAGCUUCCUCCUUCUUCUGAGUCGCUUGUUUCUGCCUCCCAGAACAGAGACUUACCCAAUGCACAUUCCCAGCACCAGGUGGCUGUACGUUCUUCACCUCGAUCAGUAACACACCAGUUGUCAAGCCCAGAUUUUCACAUCGAAGACAGAACAGACCAGGCCACCUGCAUUGGUCAAAUAAAGCCAGAGCUUUACAAGAUGAGAUCUGACCAGGGUGAUGGCAAAAAAGUAGAAACUGGCAACUGUGGCAAAAUCAGUUUCCUGCUUCGUUAUGCAUACAACACAGAACAGCUGGUUGUUAAAAUCCUUAAAGCACUUGACCUCCCUGCAAAAGAUGCCAAUGGAUUCUCUGAUCCAUAUGUCAAAAUUUAUCUACUACCUGAUCGCAAGAAAAAAUUUCAGACUAAGGUCCACAGAAAGACCCUGAAUCCUGUUUUUAAUGAGACUUUCCAUUUUGGAGUCCCCUUUGCUGAACUGCAGAAUCGCAAGUUACACUUCUCAGUAUAUGACUUUGACCGUUUUUCUCGGCAUGACCUGAUUGGCCAAGUAGUUGUGGAUAAUCUAUUGGAGUUCAGUGAGAAUCCUGAUGACAAGCCAGUUUGGCGAGACAUAGUGGAGGCAACAGCGGAAAAGGCUGACCUGGGAGAGGUCAAUUUUUCACUGUGCUACCUCCCUACAGCUGGUCGUUUAACUGUCACCAUCAUCAAGGCCACCAAUCUUAAAGCCAUGGACCUUACUGGUUUCUCAGAUCCUUAUGUGAAAGCAUCCCUAAUCUGUGAUGGUCGCAGACUAAAGAAAAGGAAAACAUCCAUCAAGAAGAAUACAUUGAACCCAGUAUAUAAUGAGGCAUUAGUGUUUGACAUUCCAAAUGAAAAUAUUGACCAUGUCAGCCUAGUGAUUGCAGUAAUGGAUUACGACUGCAUUGGUCAUAAUGAAGUAAUUGGAAUGUGUCGUGUUGGACAUGAUGCAGACAGCCCUGGGAGAGAUCAUUGGGCUGGAAUGUUGGCCAAUCCCAGGAAGCCCAUAGAGCACUGGCACCAACUUGUAGAGGAGAAAACUAUGAACAGCUACGUGACAAAAAGUAGCACUACCCAAAAACCUCACAUCAUUGUGGAAAGUCCGCACUCAGAGUAAAACAGAUGAGGAACUGGUCAACACUCUUUUUCCAGUUUUCUUUUUAAUAAAAUUCCACUAAUUCCUGUGUUCUGGACAUUUUCUUGGAAGCUGAGACCUGCAGCCAAAUCUAAGAAGAGGAGAGAACAUUAUUUAAUGCAGACUUAAUUCAGCAGGAUAAACAGUAUACUUUCUCAUCUGUCUGUGGAACACAGAAGUGACUAUCACUUCUUCUUUUUCUUCCUUUUCUCAAAUUUUGAUUUGAGACUGCAUUAUGGACCUCUAGACAUACCUUCCUUUGUUACAAAGAAGGGACACAUAGGAGCAAAUAGAUUUAGCAUCCAACUACUAUGCUAUUUUCUGACAUGCUCUUUGUCGAAUUUUUGCUUUGAAUGUUUACUCAAAGAAUGGACGACAAUGAAAUGGCAAAUGUCAAGGAGGGAUAAGGAACAAUGACACAAAAUAGAAGGGAAAAGAAGAUGUACUGCAGCACUUUUUCUCUUCUUCCUUUUGGGUCUCUUAUCCUUUUCUUUUUGGUUAUAUUCUAAGGUAUCAUUAUUGAAAGAGGAAAUGAAGAAUAAAUAAUACAAAGCAAUAGUUUAAGAUGAGACUAACCAGUGGUUAUUGUAAACUGGUUGGUGAAAUCCUGCUGAAAAUAAUUGAAGGGUUGCAGGUAGAUGAAACUGAACAGCAGCUUAGCAACUGAGGGAGGACCGGGGCCAGGCAAGAGAACAUAACAUUGUUGAUUCCCAUGUGUCUAUUUUGUCUGUUUUUAAAUGUGUGAAAUUUUUUUGUCUGAAAUGUUUGUCAAAUUGUCUCUCCCUUGUUGUCCCUUUUUGAAGGCUUCAAUAAAGUGUGGGUGUGUGGAGGAGGAAGGGAGGGAGCACCUCUUUCUGCAACCCCUUGUCUUGCAGGUGAACCCAGGCAACAUCUUAAGACACCCAUGGACUAAUAGUAAUUACCUCACUCUAUAAUUUCACUUAUAAGUACCCUAUUUUUAGGUAUUAAAAAAAAUCAACUGACUUCAACAAGUGUAGUGUAAUGGUGAAAAUAUGAGGGACUGAACCCUCUUUUGCACUCUAUGGAAGAUGUAAAGAGACGUUGUUUUUUGUUGAAAUUAAAGUGUGUCCAGUAUAAGACAAGCAAAGCUAUUAUGGGGCACCCGGUAAGCAACCAAGCAGGGUUUUGACUUCUUAGUGCUUCUCAACAGCCAGCUAACAAACCUGCUCAUGUGCAGUGUGCUUUCGGUGCAUAAAUGUCAUAACAUUGCCUUUGGCUUGUCUGUCCUUGGUGUUUCUUGUGAUGCUGUCUCUCUCUCUCAUUCACCUUUUUACACCUUGUUUUUCAUCAUUCAGGCUGACAUCAAGGCUUUUUGUCUCACUAGCUCACUAGGGACUUGUUUUUUUGAGGGGGGGGGGGGGGGUAUUAAUCCUCUCAUAACUUCAGUUACCUGAAUUCUUGAAUGUUCUGGGCAGAUUUGUUAAAAGUGGUCUGCAAAAAUCCAGUCUUCCCAAUUUGUAGACUUGACCAACACAAAGAAUACUUUUUUUAAGAUCAUGAGGCUGUGACAGUGGUCUCACAAACACUGAACUUAGUUAGCAUCGGAGCUCUGGAAUGAACCGUACCUGCAAGAAGACAACUUAUAGCAAUCACUUUUUUUUUACUUUGUCUCUUUUCAUAUUUUUAACAAAGGAUAGGGGAAUUUUUUUGGAACUCUCUUACCUACACAUACCAAUUUAAGCUGGUGAUUGGUCAUGCUAAAGAAAGCUUAUACACCCAAUAGAUUGAUCUAUAGAAUAACUACCAAUCUGACAAUCCCUCCAGAUGCAAUGGCCGUAAAACUGUGAGUUGUUUUUGUACUGAUUGACAAUGCUUUGGCCUUCGCAGUGGAGUUUGGCAGCUUGUUUUCCUCUACAUUGAUCCAGAAAUGAGUGUCCCUCAAGUCUUGAUUCAACCGUUCAAGAGGAAAAGGCAACACGGUGCUGCAGACUUGAGAACACACACACGAUUGAGAUGUCUGUUGUGUUGCAUGUGAUUAUCUGGCAUGACAGUGAAAUUAACACAAGGAUGUUUUCUCACUUUUACAACAUUCGCAAAGUAAAAAAAGGGGGAAAAAUUUGUAUAAAUUCCAAUAAAACAUUCUGUCUGCUGUG